Rattus norvegicus (Norway rat) is the source of this 2576-nucleotide messenger RNA. RefSeq names its product mixed lineage kinase domain like pseudokinase (gene Mlkl). Gene Ontology annotation, molecular function: protein kinase binding; ATP binding; protein-containing complex binding. Gene Ontology annotation, biological process: defense response to virus; protein homotrimerization; execution phase of necroptosis. NCBI's taxonomy places the organism in Eukaryota, Metazoa, Chordata, Mammalia, Rodentia, Muridae. Gene Ontology annotation, cellular component: cytosol; nucleus; cell junction. The record is from RefSeq and is a predicted model, not a curated record.
GAGGCGUGUCAAACUGGCAGCCACUUCCGGAAGAAGAAACAGCUGUUGGUUUUGAGGGCUCGGCUGGGGCAUUGCUGUGUUAACCCAAAUUUGACUUUACACGAGAACUGUGGCCGGUGUAGAAUUCCUCCGGGAUGCGGGAGCAUUAAGGCUGCACCAAGGGAAGGGGCUCAGGAGACCGGGGACCUGUCCUGGUCUGGGGUGCAUUGUCAGCGAGGAAGAAGAUCACAGUGGCCAGUGGGAGACUGAUCCUACUGGAACACUGGAACGGAGCGCAGGAUAGACCAAGACCAGCGCCCCUCGGAAAAACCGGGCUGAGUCCUCAGACUCCAGGGAGCCAUAGCGCAGCAGGAGGAAGCAGGAGAAUCACGGAAUCACAGAUAGGACUUCCUGGAACUCGGGGAACAGUGCAUGCCUUUAACCACUAAGCCAUCUCUUUGGCUCCAGGAGCUUCUCUCUAAGCUGUGCAGAGGAUCACUCACUCAGAGACUUAGCCAACGCUGGGCAAACACUCCACCACUGAGCUACAACACCAGGUAUGGAUAAAUUGGGACAGAUCAUCAAGUUAGGCCAGCUCAUCUAUGACCAGUGUGAAAAGAUGAAAUACUGCAAAAGACAGUGCCGGCGUCUAAGAAACCGUGUGCAUGGCCUGCUACAGCCUCUCCAGAGGCUCCAGGCCCAAGAAAAGAAGAGCCUCCCCAGUGACAUUACUGCUGCCCUGGGCCGUUUUGAGGACGUCCUAAAAGAAGCUAGACAGCAGAUAGAAAAGUUCAGUCAGAAGUCCAAUAUUUGGAAGUUUGCUACUGUGGGCAGUGAUAAGAUCCUCUUCCAUGAAGUGAAUGAGAAGCUGAGAGACAUCUGGGAGGAGCUCUUGCUGCUGCUUCAGGUUGAUCAAUGGAAGUCUGAUUCCGAGGUCAGCCAACCAGCAUCCUGGCAGCAGGAAGAUCAACAGGACGCAGAGGAAGAUGGAAAUGAAAAUAUGAAAGUUAUUUUGGUGAAGCUGCAAAUCAGCAUGGAAGAAAUCAAAGAGGCCCUGAAGCAAUGCUCACUAAAACCCAUGCAGGAGGUCCCACAAGAUUUCCAAGUCAAGGAGAUUCCGAAGGAAGAUCUUGGAUAUCCGUGGACCAAACUGAAGACAAAUAAACUGAGCACGAUUUAUAGAGGAGAGUAUUACAAAUCUCCAGUCACCAUCAAAGUAUUCAACAACCCCAAGGCCGAAAGUGUUGGAAUAGUGAGGCUCACUUUCAAUGAGGAGAUCAAAACCAUGAAGAAAUUUGAUUCUCCCAACAUCCUGCGUAUAUUUGGGAUUUGCAUCGAUCAAACAGUGAAGCCCCCCGAAUUCUCCAUUGUCAUGGAGUACUGUGAACUCGGAACCCUGAGGGAACUGCUGGAUAGAGACAAGGACCUCACCAUGAGUGUGCGCAGCCUCCUAGUCCUGAGGGCAGCUAGAGGCUUGUACAGGUUACACCACUCGGGAACACUCCACGGAAACAUCAGCAGCUCCAGCUUCCUGGUAGCUGGAGGCUACCAAGUAAAGCUUGCAGGAUUUGAGCUAAGCAAAACACAGACUUCUAUAAGCCGGGCAACAAAGAGCACUAAAGCAGAGAGAUUCAGUUCGACAGCAUAUGUCUCCCCCGAGAGACUGCAAGAUCCAUUUUGCAAAUAUGACACAAAAGCUGAAAUAUAUAGCUUUGGAAUUGUGCUCUGGGAAAUUGCCACUGGAAAGAUCCCGUUUGAAGGCUGUGAUUCUGAGAAGAUCUAUGAGCUGGUGGCUGAGAACAAGAAGCAGGAGCCAGUGGGUCAGGAUUGCCCCGAGUUGUUGCAGGAGAUCAUUAAUGAGUGCCGGGCCCAUGAACCCUCCAAUCGGCCCUCUGCGGAUGGAAUCUUGGAGAGACUGCCUGCCAUUGAAGACUCCAUGGACAAAAAGCUGUAAGAGGGACAAACUGGACAUGUGUCCUUCCCAUUGGUCAGCAGCAUCAACUUAUUGCUGGGUGCAAAAAUCUUUGUUCUCCCUUGGAUGCUUCUUUUUUCUUCCUUUCUUUUUCUUGAGAUGGGAUCUCACCAAGAAGCCCCUGCAGGCCUGGAGCUUGCUAUGUAGAGCAGGCUGGCCCAAACUUCCAGUUUUGCCUCCUGAAUGCUGGGAUUAAGGGCACAGACUGCCAAACUGUCAUGCUUCUUAUUUGUUAGAAAUAGAAAACAAUUGCAUGGGACUGGAAACAUGGCUCUGUAGUUAAGAGCACUGGCUGUUCUUCCAGAAGACCCGGGUUCAAUUCCCAGCAACCACAUGGUGGCUCACAACCAUCUGUAACUCCUGUUCCAGGGAUCCAACACUCUCACACAGACAUACAUGCAGGCAAAAAACCAAUGUACAUAAAAUAAAAAUAAAAUUAAUCCCCCCCAAUUUUUUUUAAAACUAAACAAUUCUAUCUCAGUGUGGUAGUGCACACCUUUGAUCCCAGUGCUUGGAAGGCAGAGGCAGGUGGGUCUCUGUUUGAGGCCAGCCUGGUCUACAGAUCAAGUUCUGUACUAUGUAAGACCUGUCUCAAAAAAAAUAAAACAAAAAAUUGACAGCCAUA